Messenger RNA from Venturia canescens, 2460 nucleotides. Its product is annotated as myosin heavy chain, muscle-like. Bases 141 to 2264 code for a protein of 707 amino acids. The transcript has 3 exons. The record is from RefSeq and is a predicted model, not a curated record. Lineage: Eukaryota; Metazoa; Arthropoda; Insecta; Hymenoptera; Ichneumonidae.
CAAAAAAACUCAUCAGUCUCCAGAACCUUUAUAAACUCGAUGCCCCUAAUUUUUCCAUUUACUUUUCAAAGAGCGACGUUGGCAGUCACUGAGGCUUACAGAACCGAGAUAAAGUCAGUGAAAAAUCAAGCCACUGCAAUAUGGCCGUCAAAUUUGUUGCAGUUUUGGUGGUAUUUUUCGUUACGGUUUCACUGGCAUUGGAUCCGAUUGAGUUUGAAGACAAGAGCAGGCCCGGGGGUAAGUAUUUUUGUAGUCGAUUGCUCAACUUCUUACGACGAUGGAUGCAUCUUAUGGCGACGCCAAAGGAGUUGGACGAGAUUGGUUCACCAGCAAACGUAUCGACUGCUGGGAACGCUGAUAAUAACAUGGUGUCGGACUCAUUAUUAAAAAACAAUAAAAAAGUGUCACCAAAAUCGAUCUUCAAUUUUUGGAGGAAGCUGACGGCUAGAAAAAAAAUACGUAGAGGUGAUGUUGGUAGAGAAAAGGAAGUCACAGCUAUUGACGUCAAAAAAGAUGAACUUAUUAAGGAACUCAUUGACGAGGUUGCUCACCAACGUCAACUCAUCAAUAAUUUAACCGCGGCAAAGCAGAAACUGGACAAAAUCAUGGAGAAUUUCAACAUUCAAAAUCAUCGCCAACUCCAACUCUGUGAUAACGUCAGAGAAUCCAAUGAACGAAUGAAUCGAAGUUUAACUGAGUGCAUUCAUAAAAUUACCAACCAGAGUAAGAGGAUCGACGAGCUCACCGCAGAGAGGAGCAAUCUCGAUGGUACCUUAAAUAAGCUUAGAAUCAAAUAUGUUCAUGAUAUUGGAAAACUAAAUGAAACGAUUGGAGAAGUAAACAGAAAUCUUACUGAGUGCAUUGGGAAAAGUACCUCCCGGUAUGAAUCAAUUGAUAAGCUCGCCGCCGAGAAAAGUAACCUGGAUGACACCUUAAAUUGCUCUACAAUUAUAUACGUCAAUGACAGUGAACAGCUCAGCAAAACAAUUGAUAAUAUCAAUGGGAAUCUUACUGAGUGCAUUGAAAGAACUACUUUCCAAAGUGAAUUGAUUGACAAGCUUGCCAUCGAGAAAAGUAACCUUGACAAUCUUCGAAUAACAUGCCUUAAUGACAUUGUACAGCUGAACAAAACGAUUGACAAAGUCAAAGGGAAUCUCACUGAAUGUAUUGAUACAACCACCUCCCAGCGUAAAUCAAUUGGUGAGCUCAUAAACGAAAAAAAUAUUCUGAACGAUUCUCUUGAUGACCUUGAAAUAACAUGCCUUAAUGAUAUUGAACAGCUGAACAAAAUAAUUGACAAAGUCAAUGGGAGUCUAACUGAGCGCAUUGAUACAACCACCUCCCAGAGUAAAUCAAUCGAUAAGCUCACAAACGAGAAAAGUAAACUCAACAAUUCUUUCCAUGAUCUUCAAACGACCUACCUUAAAGACAUUGUACAGCUAAAAAAAACGAUUGACAAAGUCAAUGGGAGUCUCACCGAGUGCAUUGAUACAACCACCUCCCAGCGUAAAUCAAUUGACGAGCUCAUAAACGAAAAGAAUAUUCUGAACGAUUCUCUUGAUGAUCUUGAAAUAACAUGUCUUAAUGAUAUUGAACAGCUGAACAAAAUAAUUGACAAAGUCAAUGGGAGUCUCACCGAGUGCAUUGAUACAACCACCUCCCAGAGUGAAUUAGUUGACAAGCUCACCAACGAGAAGAGUAACCGUAAUGAUACCUUGAACGACCUAAGAAUCAAAUACGUUCAUGACAUUAAACAGGCCAACCUAUCAAAUGACGAAAUCAAUACGAACCUAACUCGGUGCAAGAUCGAAAAAAAUACCUGUUAUGAGAGAAAUCUCAAUCUGACUGUAUUCCGACAGCGUUCUAUCACUAAACAAGCCAAGCUUCGCAGUCACAUUCGGGACCUCACCAAAAACCAUAAUGCCUUAACUAAAGCAUUCAAUGAAUUGAAAGAAAAUCUGACAGUUCUGACGUUUUAUAAAUCAGCAUAUGAAAAUUGCGCCUUACAUAAGCAAGAAAAGUUUACCAAUCUCAAACACGGCGAAUCAGACGAAACAAAGUUAUCAGAAUGUAUUUCUGCCCGCCGCAAAUUCGAGCCAACUUGCGUCGACAUUGGUAAUGGCAAAGCAUCUGUCGGCGAUAUAGCACACAGACUUGAAGCUUGCCUUCACGCCCGGAAUACGUACGUCACGGGAAUAAUAGCCAAAUGCGAACAGGACAUAAAAAAUUAUACCGAAACUGUAAAAACCGCCGAGAAAAAAUAGAAUGGUUUGAACGCCACUCGAAUAUCUCACGUUGACACUCAUGCAUAGUUGCAGAUGUUACGGGUGAUCGAAUAAAAACCGCUCGACUCGAACCCCGGCGUAUCUGCACCACAAAUAAUAUCACACGAGUUCUGCACUACGGAGCCUUUGUUAGUAAAAGCGGCGCUGAAUAAACGUCGAGGGGAAAAAGGAACAA